This is a messenger RNA of Rotaria sordida, 1164 nucleotides long. NCBI's taxonomy places the organism in Eukaryota, Metazoa, Rotifera, Eurotatoria, Philodinida, Philodinidae. The record is from the annotation of a GenBank genome assembly.
AUGGAUUUCCAUUCAUAUUCAACUGAAGAUACUGAGUUGACUUCGCUUGAUAACUUGAUUCAAUCUCCAUCAAUCGACGAAGAAAUUAGUUUUCGUGUUGCUUAUGAUUACAAUCCAUUGGAAACAUUUUCUGAAACUGAUUCUCCCGAGCCGAACCAUAUCAAUGAAUUAUAUAAAGAUUUAAAAGACUUUGUCGAAAAUUUAAAUUCAACUGAAUUAGACAAUUCAAUAUAUAAUACAAAAAAUGAGAAACAAUCAACGAUAAAUAAAUCGCAUGAUAAAUCAUUACCUGUUGUUCAAUCCCAUAUAGAAAAGCCAUCAGAAUCAUCAAUUCAUCUUUCGAAUCGUGUUGCUAUUACAAAUUCAAAACAAUUACAACUUGCCUAUCCAUUAGAAAAUACGUAUCGAGCACGUUAUAAAAGUGAUUAUUUUCCACAAAGUGGUACUGUUCGACGACCACGUUAUAUUGCUGAUAAUGCAUCUAAUCAUUUUAUAACAUUACAAUUGCCAACCGAAUAUCAAUAUGAUAUACAAAAUGAUUAUAUUCGUGUUGCAUUAAUUACAACAUUUAUUGGAGGUCAUGGACAUUAUUAUAGUCCAUAUAAAUUUCAAAAAGAUCAUUAUGAUAUUAAUGUAUCUGACGAAAAUCCGAUCUAUAUACAAAUAGAAAAUACUGGAGAAACUCAAUCUAUUAUGCGACUUCAACUUGUUUUAAUAAAAUCUAAAUUAGAUCAACUUAAUUAUGUUCAACCAUUGAUACUUUUUAAUGACAGAACUGCUCAUAUACAAAACAUAAUUCAUGAAGAAAAGUUAACACCAAAAGAAUUAAUUAAUAAAUAUCAAUUAGAUAAAUCACAGUUAGCAUUUACAUUAUGUACAAAACUACCAAAUGGUUUAUUUAAACCCCAUCCAGAAACAACAAUUAUUUCAUCGGUGAUUUCUGAAGCAUCAGCAGCAUCAAAAAAAGCAAUUGAAUCAACUGCAAUUCCAUUAGUUAAUACAAAUCACCGUGUCAAUUGUCCAUGCUGUGCACACUCAUUCGAUCCCGAUGCUGGUUUAGAAUUACAUGGCAUAUAUCAACGUAAAUCAAAUCAUGAAACAUCACGUUCUUGUUCAAAAACAAAUACAGGAAAACAUACCAAUAAAAAGAAGAAAAAUGCAUAA